Messenger RNA from Naegleria fowleri, 699 nucleotides. RefSeq lists its product as uncharacterized. Gene Ontology annotation, molecular function: 5-formyltetrahydrofolate cyclo-ligase activity. The record is from RefSeq and is a predicted model, not a curated record. Bases 1 to 699 code for a protein of 232 amino acids. Gene Ontology annotation, biological process: tetrahydrofolate interconversion; folic acid-containing compound biosynthetic process. Lineage: Eukaryota; Heterolobosea; Eutetramitea; Acrasida; Naegleriidae. Gene Ontology annotation, cellular component: mitochondrion. The transcript has a single exon.
AUGAAAGCCAUCUUGAGAAGAUUUUUCAAGAAACAACUCGCUCAACUCACGAACAGUGAAAUCUCGGAACAAUCGCAAGUGAUUACACACCACGUAAUGAAUCAUUGCGAUUUUUACAAAACUUGUACUCAUGUGUGUUGUUAUAUUCCAAUGCAAUCCGGAGCUGAGGUGAAUACGAUGGAUAUAAUUAUGGAUGCAUUGAAACAAAGAAAACAAUUAUUUAUUCCUGUGAUUACCGUUGAACAUGAUCAGAUGGAAAUGGUGCAAGUGAAAGAUGAAGCAGAUUUUAAUACCUUUGAAUUGAAGAGUAAAUUUAAAUUAUUGGAACCGCCAGAAGAAAGCCUUCCAUUUCGAAUGAAUUUGAUGAACAGUCUCAAUGGAGAGAGCAAAUUAUUAGUUAUUGUGCCAGGAUUAGCUUUUGAUUUUAAAAAUCAGAGAUUGGGACGUGGAAAAGGUUACUAUGAUAAAUUCUUUGCACGCUUGGAGCAUUUACAAAGACAAUUUAAUUUUGAGACAUUUUUACUUGGCGUUUGUUUUUCGUGCCAAUUCAUGGACGAACAAUUUCAAUUUCCUGACGAAGUGAUUCGUGAAUUCAAGGAAAAGAACAUCUCAUUAAUUGAAGGUCAUCCAUGGACUCUACCAACAGAGAUGCAUGACAAAAGAGUGCAUCAAGUCUUGACAGGACGAGGAACAUGCUAG